Messenger RNA from Callorhinchus milii (elephant shark), 7537 nucleotides. RefSeq names its product pleckstrin homology domain containing, family G (with RhoGef domain) member 4 (gene plekhg4). The transcript has 23 exons. Gene Ontology annotation, molecular function: guanyl-nucleotide exchange factor activity. Lineage: Eukaryota; Metazoa; Chordata; Chondrichthyes; Chimaeriformes; Callorhinchidae. The record is from RefSeq and is a predicted model, not a curated record. The annotation marks the transcript as partial.
UUGGACGCUUGUAUUCAGAGUACCCUUUCAGCACUCUAUCCCCCCUUCGAGGCUACAGCAGCUACAGUGCUAUGUCACGUUUUUGAUGUGGUGGAGAAAACUUAUCGCGGUGACGGAUUGCGCUACCUCAUCGAUUUCCUUGUACCGGCUAAACACAUUCUGCAGUGCAUUCAGCAGGACUCUUGUUUCAGAUACAGUGGACUACUAUUUCGCCAUCAAGGUUGGCCUUUGUGCAUCCAUGAAAAAAUUAUAAUACAUCUUUCAGCUAUUGACUGGCGAACUUUACGCCCUGGUGAUUUCUACCUUCAAGUUGUGCCACACCUUAAGAAAACCCCACGUAUUGUAGUAAAAUGUCUUGCAAAAGACAGAUACAAUGUAGAAGAAGUCAUAGUCCCCGAGGUCUCCUAUACUUCCAUCUUCACCAUGGAAUGGUUGGACAACAUUAACAAGGAACGGACGGGAUCAGCUUUGGAAAAUUGUCUUUUGUCAACUGAUAACAACAACUUCCGAGUCCCCUGGGAGGAGGUGGUGAAUCCAGAAUUUGUUGAGAAACCAAAAAUGAUUGAAAAUAUGACAUCAGGAAGCUGGGCCAUAGAUCAAGAAAUUAUGUUUAACAGACGCAGCAAUUCCACAUUAAAUGAUCACAGCCGACAAUGUGAGAAUCAUUCUGAAACAACUUGUGGAACCCAAAGAUUUACUACAAAUAUGAAAGAAAAAGAACUUAAAGAUGAGGUAAGCCCUACAAAAACUUUACAGUAUUCACUAAGUACAGUUGGAGAUGGUUUAGAUAUUUCUGGUACAGAAAUUUCCCUUCAAGAACUUGAAGGGGAAUAUGUGGAACUUCGACAAAUUUCAACGUUCAGUGAAAGUGGUUACCUUGUGCCAACUGGAAGUUCAAACAUAAAACCACCACAGAGAAUGAGGACUAAUAGGCCAUCGGAAACGAUCCCAUUUGAAGCCUCAACUCAUACCCCUUGUUCCAAGCACCUUAUAUGUCCAAAUCCUAUGGCAGAUGAUCCCAAUUUAACUGGGAGACCCUAUUCAGAAAAAACAGACAGUUCAUUUAAUUUACACUGCAGUACAAGUGACGAUGUGAUUGAACAACGAUCGCUUCCUGAUGCAAUUGAAAACAAAUUAACAUAUCACAAUCGGACUUGGAGCAACAAUGAGAAUAAAGAGCUUUGCGCAAUUACAAAGAUGAAGCUGUCUUCAUCAGUGGAAACUGGCCUUCAUCAAAAAGAAAUGCAUCAUUAUUGUUGCGGAGAUGUUUGCUCAUUAAUUAACCAACCCACAAAUGUAGUAGAAAACAAAUUAAGCUGUAGAACUUUGGAAUCUCAAGUUCCCAACCACAUUUGCGAACAACAGUUACAAGAUAGUCAAAUUCAAAGUGGCACAAACAGUUCAACACCGAAGUCACACACAAAGAUUGAUUUGCAAGACUGUAAGAAAGCAUGGCUGGUGAAGGAAUUUCCCCAGGACAGAAGUCAUCAAAAUAUACCUGAAGAAGAUAUAAUUGAAAAUGAUAAUAGUCAGCACAUACGUGUGAAUGAGCAGGAAAGCACAUUGAUGGAAUUUACGACUGUUUCUGACACAGGAUUUUCCAAUCAUCAGUUGACCAACUGUAAUCUCCUGGCUUGUCAGCCAUCAGCUAGCACUGCAGAAGUUUCAAAUAUUGCUGACAAAAAGUCUGCUAAGUACACACAGGCUUUAGAUGAAAGCUCAGGACAAAAAGGCACAUCAAAACAACAACCAGAUUAUGUUGAAAGUGCACAACUCAACAGUCAGAUACCUACUUCAAAUCUACAGCUUACUAGUGAUGGAAUUCAACCAACAGCAGAGUAUGUUCAGCAAAAAUGCAUUGCAGAUGUUCAAUCAGUAGGUUCUGUCAUUUCUUUAAACCAUUCUGUCAAAUACGAAGACGUUAUUAACUCUGAGAAUUUAUCUGAGAAUUUUGCAAGUGAUGAAAAUUCUGAUCGUUCAUUGAACGAGAAUAAAAAGCACAUAGGGGAUGGAGUUGAUGGAUUGGUUGAGGAAUGUACAGAAUAUACCACUUGCCAGUUACUGGAUGAUACAGGCACUGUUGAAAAAUUAUUUAAUGAGGGUGUGAAACCUACAGCCAACUCUGAUCAUUCAGAUCUAAAUUUAACACUAUGUACAGAAUAUUCAGAAGAUCGUAGGUCUGAAUGUAUGAAACAGACUGAUAGCGUAUCUUCUGAAUCCCUGGUAGAUCAAAGUACAAAUUUACAUAAAUGUUCAGUUGUUAAAGAAAAAAACGAACAGCACUUGAACAGUGGAACAGAGCAGAUGUCAGUAAAUUUGGAAUAUGCUAAUACUGGACAAACGCAGAAUGAUUUUAACAAGCAAGAUCAUACUACAAACGAUAAUUUAGACUUGGCAAAAGACUCAAAUGUACAACUUCAUGAAAAAGUAGAAUUAUUACAAAACAAUGAAAAUCCAUUGACACAAGACUUGCCUGAUGAGUCUGUUGUGAAAACUACUGCAUGUUAUGAGGAAAAGAGUGAUGGCCAAAAAGAUUAUUCCACUGUUGAAGAAUAUUGGUCAAAUGUAGUAAUGCUAGAAUCUAGCAUUGCCUACUCAAGUACAUUAGGAACCAACAAACUUGAACCUCCUCCUGCAAGUACUGAUGUAAAUNAAAAUAUUUCCUUUGCCGAAACUGCACUGAAGCAAGAUUCAAAUGAGCGUAACGAUGGAUUAGAAAGGGAAGUUACUGAAAAUGUAAUCAAUGUGAAUGCGGAAGAAAGCAAGAAAAGCAAAGCUGAUAAACAUCCAGAAGGAUUUGAUUCCAAGACAAAUGAUGAAAUUGAUACAGGAAAUCAAAGCUGUAACAAAAAUACAUCUAGGCUGACAGAUCAACCGCCAAAGUCCUCACUGGCUAGACAACACACUGUGAAUAAGCAGAAACCCUUGCCAAUCAAGCAUGAGGCUUUGUCUUCUUCACCACUUAAAUCUAAUUUGCCAACCCUUUACCAAGAAAUCAACUUUGAUGUUCUGCAUUCCGGUGUAGCGUGUUUGACUGGUACCAGAGAUAAAUCUGGUCGUGCAGUGGUGAUUAUAACAACAAGGAACACAAUCUGGCUAAAUCCACACUGCAACGUCACUGAGCUUGUGCGGCUCCUCGUGUAUUUUUCCAGCAUUCCCAGACAAGAAAUCCGUCUGGCAGGACUAACCAUUUUGGUAGAUGCCCGGCGCUGCUCCCCUGUACCUGCACUCUUUAAGGCUUUCAACAUGCUGCAGGACACCGUUCCUAACUGUAUCCAUACAGUGUUGCUGCUUGUUGAAAGGGAUCUUACACUCCGAUUUGAGAAACCAACGUCCAUGCAGUUUGAACUUCUUUCAUCUCUGAAAUCUCUGCACAAACACAUAGAAAGCAAUCAGCUUCCACCGGAAUUUGAUGGAACCUUCUCAUACUGUCACAAUGACUGGGUUUGCUUUCGUAUGAAACUGGAGCAGCUUAUGCAGGGUUGUAUAGCAGCAAAAGGUUUCCUCCAGAGCACCAUAGAGAACUUGGAAUCCAGUCAAUUGCCUAACACAGCUGAGGAAGCCGAUAUUCUGUUGGAGAAAUAUAGAGGCCUAAUGAGGAAUGUUUUGGAAGAUGUUCGAUUGGUUAGACUACAGCUUGAAGGAGGAGCUAUCCUAGCCAGAUUGAAAAAAGAAGAAUCUUGUGUCACUGGAACAGGAAUCUUUAGAGAUUCAAUGAAGACUGUGACAGCCUUGUAUGACCAAGUGGAUGAGGGAAUUCACCGUCUGGUGAUGCUUUCGAAUAAGUGUAUUCAGGAACUUGAGUUUCUGAAACAGUUCAAAACAUUUGAAGGAGAGUUUGAGGAGGUGAGCAGAUGGAUUGAGCAGGUUGGAGAGAAGCAACUUGAAAGAGGAAGAGAAUUGGAGGAUUCCCUGGAUUCCUUGCAAAACACACAGGAAGAAUUCAAGGGCUUUUACAAUGAGGCGUGUGAGUACUGUGGAAAAGGCAGAGAGCUUUUGAAGAAACUUGAAGAGUGGUGUGGUUUUCAGUCACCAGAACUACACGUGUUUCAAGUGAAACUGCAGAGGUACAAAAGACAGUUUGGGGAAUUUGCAAGAAAGGUAGAAGAAUGCAGGCAGACGAUCGACAAGACUGUGAGGCUAUAUGCAUUUUUUGAUAAGGCUUAUGAGUGGGCCCUAGAAGGGAUGAGACACCUUGCCUGUAUCAGCAUGGAAGACUGCAAUUCUCCGGAGCGCUGUGGACCAGUUGUGAGAUAUCUGGAAAAUCAUCAUCAUCAACAUCCAGAGAUUCCAGAGGCAAAGUUUCAGGAAAUGAAGGAAUUGGCAUGUGAUUUAAAGAGUGAGAAGGGGUUGAAGCAGUGGAAGUUUGCUUGGUCCAAAUGUCAAGAGACCAAGCUAAUCUUUGAGAAGAAGCUAGAGGCUGCACUGAGGACAAGAAAGUCUCUACCAUCAGACCGUAGCCUCUCUGACUCAGAUAACACAAAGAGCGAGAAUGUCCAAAGGAGACAUUCAGAUGGUACUGAACAAAGGUUACAGUGUGAAAGGAGUAAUGCAAGCUUAAACAGCAGUAUGUAUUCUCUCAGCAGCAGGUUGUCGCAUUGUGGUGCGUGGCAGAAAGACAAACACUCACCACAUCCUUCAGCUUGUUAUGGAAUCAUGAACAAUGAGGAUGAUUUUGUACCUGAAGCUAUUCAUAGCAGAAGCUCUACCCCCAGUUUUCAAGGCUACGAUCAGAUGAUAGCAGGGCGAGCCUGUGCUUCUGUUCGUACAUCAACCCCAGAUGCUCACGGACAGAUGCACAAUAUAUGUAACGAAGAAUCCAACUACGAUGGUGCAGCUAACCCUCUUCAUACACAAUCUCGGUGUUACUCUGCGCCAGGUUCUCAGAAUCAAUAUUUAAAAAGGGUAUUAAGGAAGGCUCAGAGCUUUGAUCUUUCCCCCAAUGAUACCUUCAAGUACACUUCAUGUCAAAGAACUUUCAGUGAACCUGCAAGGCGUGGAAACACCGGUGUGUUCAUCAAGGGACUAGAAGUGAGCAGCACUGAACUUAAUGAAAGAACUUGUACAUCCAGGCAGCACGCAUUGUUUAGUUGGACUGGAAACCAGACAGAUGGUCACAGAAGUUAUAUUCCAUCAUCAGAGUCCAAAGCAAAGGGCAGCAAACUGAGGCACAUUAUUGAUGAGAUGGUUACAACAGAACGUGAAUAUGUGAAAUCUCUCAGGUACAUCAUCGACAACUACUUCCCAGAGAUGGAACGUUUCGACCUUCCUCAGGAUCUGCGAGGGAAGCGCAGUGUUAUUUUUGGAAACCUAGAGAAACUGUACAACUUCCACAGCCAGUAUUUCCUGAAAGAGCUGGAAAGCUGUGUUAAUCAUCCACUUCGUGUCAGCCACUGCUUUCUGAGACAUCAAGACCAGUUUGGCAUGUAUGCAUUGUAUAGUAAGAACAAGCCUAAAUCAGAUGCCCUACUGGCCAGCCACGGCAACACUUUCUUCAAGUUCAAGCAACUACAACUGGGUGAUAAGAUGAAUCUAGCUUCCUACCUUCUGAAACCCAUCCAACGGAUGAGUAAAUAUGCUCUAUUGCUAAAGGAUUUGAUCAAGGAGUGCAGUGAAGCCCAGGAACAGGAGCUGAACUACCUCAGAGCAGCAGAAGAAAUGGUUAAAUUUCAGCUGCAACAUGGCAAUGAUCUUUUGGCAAUGGAUGCUAUCAGGGAUUGUGAUGUGAACUUAAAAGAACAGGGGCAAUUGGUUCGCCAAGACGAGUUUAUCAUCUGGUGUGGACGCAAGAAAUAUCAGCGACACGUCUUUCUGUUUGAAGAUCUGGUUCUCUUCAGCAAGCCCAAGCGAAUCGAUGGGGGGUUUGAUGUCUAUAUCUAUAAACAUUCCUUCAAAACGGCAGACAUCGGUCUAACAGAAACAUCUGGAGAGAGUGGGUUACGUUUUGAAAUCUGGUUUCGUCGGCGGAAAUCCAACGAUACAUAUAUCCUGCAGGCAAGUUCGCAGGAGGUUAAACACGCCUGGGCAAAUGACAUUGCAAAGAUUCUGUGGCAACAAGCUACCAGAAAUAAAGAGGUACGAAUGCAGGAAAUGGUAUCUAUGGGAGUUGGUAACAAGCCGUUCCUGGACAUCAAACCAAGUGAGGCUGCUAUCAAUGACCGUGCCAUUGACUACAUUAUGAAAGGAAGAGGAGCAAGAACCAGGGCUUCGAUUGCAGUAUCGUUAUUUGAUCACACCAAUCCAUUCAGGAGGACCCAGGCCGUUUCCAAAACCAAUAGUCCUUCAGCCAGUGGCCCAUCCUCAUCCUCACUGUUAGGUCCUCUCAACCUGCACAUGUACACAAAUCAGCCUCUGCUGUCGGGAGUGAACUCCAUACUGGCCAGUGGCCGGCCAUUUGACCCCAACACUUGCAUUGAGGAGGAUGAGUUGGAACAUGAAACAAGUAGUCAACCUUCCAUGACAACUGAGAGCUCAGAGUCUUCAUUCCAAUGCAUGUCAGGCAGUGGCUCCAGUGGGUCUGACAGUGGCUGUGUAUCCAGUCUCCUUCCUGAAAACCUGUCAGAAGAGACAGGCCCUCCAUCCGAUAUCUCUGCCUCAUAUUCACUCCCAGGAUCCCGGCACAGCUCAAGCACCACUUCUCCACUGGAGGACAAGCCUCAAUUCUCCAACAGCCAGUACAUUUCAGCGCAGAAAUCUGAUCAAAUUACCGUUAGCCCAUCCACAAUGGUGUAAGCGUUGCUGUACUCUGUCCUCCUGCCUAACUAAAUUUGAUCCUGUGCUCAUUUAUCACUGGAAAAGCAACUGCAACCCAUUAGAACUACUGAAGAGCAGUCCAGGCCUCGCUGAAGAAGGUUUAUUGGUUGUUGUGCACCUGGACUGACUGCCCAGAGAACCCACAUUUACUACAUUGGUUUUUAUAUAUGUAUUUGGCAAAUGACAUAAUAUUCUUCCUAUUGUUCAUCAACUUGACAGGGGCUGUAAAUACUUAACAUUUCUGUGGAAACUUGUUUUAUCAAUGUCCAUUUGGUUUACUUAGAUUUUGACAGUUAACUAUGUCUAGCUGCAGGUAGAUAAACUUAGUGGGAUUAGUUUAUAACUGUUCAACAAGAUUUGAUGUUACAUAUUUAGACAUUUUUUGUCACUGGCUGAAACAUCAGCUGGAACCUAGCAUUAACAAAAAGUGAGACUAACCAAAUUACUGAAGACUGAGGAGCUUUGUUCCCAUUUCAGCAUUUAACUUAGUGCAUUCAUCUCACUAAAUAAAUUAGAAAUCUUUCUUUGGUUAUGUAAAACAUGUACAUAAUUAAGUAGUUUAGUGCCAGUGGUGCUGGAGUUUUCAGGGGAGAGAGAAGAUGACUUUUUUUUCUAUGUUAAUUACUAGCAAAGCAGGGAAAUCACUGAAGUGCCACUGUUAAUGUACUGACUGCAUUAAACUGAGACUGGAUUCCUGUUAUGUCACUCUGUUUUGUUGACUUUAAUAUACUCUCCUCUAUAUUAAGUUUUCAGUAUUUAAUAAAUGUGAACUGCUUUGUUUCAA